AUGGCUCCGCAGUUCCCUGAUUUUCGAAGAGUUCGAAGAAGAAUCCGAAGAACGCUGGGUUACGGAACGAAGCAACCUCAGUCUAUCAAUCUACCGCUUUCUGAGUUGGUUGUCGACUACUUUAACAAACGAAGUCCUUUUGACUACAUGAGACCGGAGACGUCAGCGAGUAUAUCGGGUUGUGGAUUUGCUGAUCCAUGUACACUUGUCGUUGCCAUGGUCUACCUUGAUCGACUUAGGAUUAAAAAUAAGAAAUGGUUUGAAUCGUCUGAUCCUACUGACCUUUAUCUUCCUGCCUUGAUAAUAGCUUCGAAGUUUCUGCACGAUUCGGAUACCUACGAUAGGGCAUCUAAUGCUGAUUGGGCUGAAGCGGCAAAGAUUUCAAACCAACACUUGAAUCAACUAGAAUGGGAGUUUGUCCAGAAGAUGAAUUGGAACGUCAUGGUUGGACAGGCUGAGUUCGAUCGUUGGUUAUCUUUCUUCGAGUACUGGGUAGCGAACAAUUUCGUUAUGAAAAAUAAUUUUUGUACGUACAAUGAGUUGGUUCAGCUGGGGGUGUCAUUUCCGCUAGUAUCAACAAUUCAGUGUUUGGCCUCGUUUUUUGGACUGUUGGUUAUGGUCUAUACUUUCUCAAUUGCUUCACUGUUCGUUGUUCCAUGCACGUUAACCACCAUUAGACUUGGAAUUGCGGAAAAUUCAUCGGGUACGCUUAAAACAGCUGCCUUCCUACCUCCUUUAAUAUCUCAAGGGCAUUCUCGAUUUUCAUCCGCUCUGGAAGUUAAGCGAAGAAGCUGUUUAUAUUUGCAAUUGUUACGUGAGAACGAGAACACUAGUGUAGAUAUACUGCGAUAUGAAGGAUUUCUGGAUCCAUCGAGAUGCUCUGAAAGUGCUGGAAAAUCGUUUUGGGGUGGCUGUAUACCUAAACAUUUUUCUUCCAAACAUUGUGCUCAUUUAACGUGUCAUAUUCCUGGUUUCUCCAUGUACUCAUUUGACUAA
Molecule: messenger RNA, 996 nt
Organism: Angiostrongylus costaricensis
Lineage: Eukaryota; Metazoa; Nematoda; Chromadorea; Rhabditida; Metastrongylidae
Source: the annotation of a GenBank genome assembly